Molecule: messenger RNA, 2752 nt
Organism: Mobula hypostoma (lesser devil ray)
Lineage: Eukaryota; Metazoa; Chordata; Chondrichthyes; Myliobatiformes; Myliobatidae
Gene: poglut1
Product: protein O-glucosyltransferase 1
Exons: 11
Coding region: 239-1405 (388 amino acids)
Biological process (GO): protein O-linked glycosylation; positive regulation of Notch signaling pathway
Cellular component (GO): endomembrane system
Molecular function (GO): UDP-xylosyltransferase activity; UDP-glucosyltransferase activity
Source: RefSeq, a predicted model, not a curated record
UUUGACAAACUUUACAGAGAGUGCAAACAAAGUUUUAAAUUUACGAACGCUACAUUUGAAUCCCUGACGCUAGGUAAAACCCACCAUUUAUUGGUAGGCUGAGAUAGCCAGGCAGUCAUCAUCAGUUGCAUCAACAGGCUGUGUACACGACCAGGCCUGGGCGCCGUCGCGAUGGUAACCACAGGCCAGACCGUGUAAUGGAUCGCAGAGCCGUGGAUGUGCGCAGGCGUGUUGUGCGAUGGCGACAAGAUGGCACCUGCUGGCGGCCCUUGUGUGGGGCUCGAAUGUAAUUGCGGCUGCAGGCGGCGGCAGGACAGAUUGGCAGAAAUACAAGGAUAUGAUAUCAGCUGCUUUGGAAUUUUACCAGACCUGUAGCCUGCAUAACUGUAGCUGUCACCGACGUGUUCUAGAGGAUGACCUUUCACCUUUUCAGCAAGGAAUCUCGGAAGAAAUGAUGGCAGCGACUGUCCGUCAGGACGUGGGGAGCCACUACCAGAUUAUUAAGGGCAAGCUCUAUCGACAAGACAACUGCAUGUUUCCUGCCAGGUGCAGUGGGGUAGAGCAUUUUAUACUGGAAAUAAUCGAUGAGCUCCCUGACAUGGAAUUUGUCCUCAAUGUUCGAGACUACCCUCAGAUUCCAAAGUGGAUGCAACCCAUCAAGCCUGUUUUAUCGUUCAGCAAGACAGCAGAACACUAUGAUAUCAUGUACCCUGCAUGGACCUUCUGGGAGGGAGGUCCAGCAGUUUGGCCAAUUUAUCCCACAGGACUCGGACGUUGGGACCUCAUGAGGGAGGAGCUGCAAACAUCAGCUGAAGAAUGGCCAUGGGAGAAGAAAAUCACAAAAGGUUUCUUUAGAGGAUCAAGGACGAGCUCAGAGCGGGAUCCUCUUGUUCUGCUGUCGCGUGAGGAUCCGUCGCUGGUAGAUGCAGCGUACACUAAAAACCAGGCCUGGAAGUCUGAGAAGGACACACUGGGAAGACCUCCUGCUAAAGAAAUUCCGUUGGUGGAACACUGCAAAUACAAAUACUUGUUUAACUUCCGGGGAGUUGCAGCCAGUUUCCGAUUCAAGCACCUCUUUCUGUGUGGAUCGUUGGUUUUCCAUGUUGGGAACGAGUGGCUGGAAUUCUUUUACCCUCAGCUGAAGCCAUGGGUGCAUUACAUUCCUGUCAGUCAAGACCUCUCUGACGUACGGGAACUCUUGCAGUUUGCUAAGGAAAAUGAUCAGAUUGCCCGAGACAUCGCAGAAAGGGGCUGCAGGUUCAUCCAGGAUCACCUCAAGAUGAAGGACGUUUCCUGUUACUGGAAGCAGCUGCUGGUGGAGUAUUCCAAGCUGCUCCUUUACAAACCCAGGAGACACAGGAGCUACUCCCAGAUCCUCAGCAAGGACAGGCACAGUGAACUAUAGCUUCCAAAACCACCUGGACCUUCCAGGUCCCUCUACAACACCUAACACAUUCCAUGCCAAACUUUCAGCGUGGGUAGCAAGCUUCUUGACCUCUGGGUUUUCUAAAAGGGUUUGACUAGUAUUUAUAUUUGCCUGUGCCACAUCUGUGCCCAGGAUGCAGGUUUCCAUUCCAGGACAUCAGAGAUAUCCUCCCUCCAAUGUUGAUAUGGCCCUCACCUGCAUCUCCUCCAUUUCCCAUACAUCCACGCUCAUUGUAUCUUCCUUAAUAGUGAUAUUUCCUCUUGUCCUAACCUACCACCCUAUCAUCCUCCACAUCCAACACAUUAUACAUCGCAACCUGUUAUCUCUAAAGCGAUCCUGCCACUAACAUAUCCUUACCUCCCCCAUGUACCCCCCACACUCUGCUUCCUGCUGUGAUUCCCUUGUCCAUUGUCCUUCCCGGCACCUAUGCCUGCAAGCAGCCUGAGUGUCCGUUCACCUCCUCCCUCACCUCCAUUCAGGGCCCCAGGCAGUCCUUCCAGGUGAGGCAACACUUUACCUGUGAAUCUGCUGGGGUCGUCUAUUGUGUCUGGUGCUCCCGAUGCAGCCUCCUUUAGACUGGUGAGACCAUUUUGUUGAGCACCUCGCACCAUCUCCCACAAGACGGACUUCCCAGAGGCCAAACGUUUCAGUUCCCAUUCCUUUCUGAUGUUAAUCAGUGGCCCCCUUUUGUACCAAGAUGAGGCCACCCUCAGGGUGGAGGAGCAACACCUAAUAUUCUAUCUGGGUAGCUUCCAAUUUGAAUGGUAUGAAUGUUGAUUUUUUUUUUCCCACCAGUAAACAAAUCCCCUUCCCACCCUCAUCUGUUACCCACACCGACCUUUCACUUCUCACCUGCCUAUUACAUCCCCCGGUACCUCUUCUUUCUCUUUCUCCUGUGGUCCACUGUCCUCUCCCAUCUGAUUCCUUCCUCUCCAGACUUUUAUCUUUCCUACCCACCUGGUUUCACCUAUCACUUUCUAGCUAUCCUCCUUUUCCUCCCCUAUUGUUUCUAACAAGCCUGAUAGAGUUCUUUGAGGAGGUGACCAGGCAUAUAGAUGAGGGUAGUGCAGUGGAUGUGAUCUAUAUAGAUUUUAGUAAGGCAUUUGACAAGGUUCCACAGGGUAGGCUUAUUCAGAAAGUUAGAAGGCAUGGGACGUUUGGCCAGGUGGAUUCAGAAUUGGCUUGCCUGCAGAAGGCAGAGGGUGGUGGUGGAGGGAGUACAUUCAGAUUGGAGGAUUGUGACUAGUGGUGUCCCACAAGGAUCUGUUCUGGGACCUCUACUUUUCGUGAUUUUUAUUAACGACCUGGAUGUGGGGGUAGAAGGGU